Messenger RNA from Vitis riparia (riverbank grape), 1805 nucleotides. Its product is annotated as protein ASPARTIC PROTEASE IN GUARD CELL 2-like. Gene Ontology annotation, biological process: proteolysis. NCBI's taxonomy places the organism in Eukaryota, Viridiplantae, Streptophyta, Magnoliopsida, Vitales, Vitaceae. Gene Ontology annotation, molecular function: aspartic-type endopeptidase activity. The record is from RefSeq and is a predicted model, not a curated record.
CUCCCCCACCCUUCUUUUCCCCCCUCAACUACUUCUCAAAAAGCAAACCAAAUAAAUCCCCCUCCACCACACAACCCUUCCCCAAAACCCAAGUGCUAGCCCAAGCCAAAGCAGUCCAAAAACCAAAAUGAAAAAAAAGGAAAGAAAAAACACUAUGGUGGCCUUGCCAGUCAUAGUGUUGGCGAUGCUGCAACUUGUAAGUGGCAUCACCGCCACCUCUACGACUACCGCCGCCUCCGCUGCCACCGCCACCAUCAAUAACUCUUCCUAUCCCACCUUUCAACACUUGCAUGUGAAGGAAACCAUUGCAGGGACUAGAAUAAGGCCUCUUGAAGUAUCCGAGGAUCAUGAAGAAGGUGGAGAGAAGUGGAUGAUGAAGGUAGUUCACAGAGACCAGUUGUCCUUUGGCAACUCCGAUGAUCAUCGACACCGUUUGGAUGGGCGCCUGAAAAGGGAUGCUAAAAGGGUGGCCAGCCUCAUUCGCCGCCUGUCCAGUGGAGGUGGAGGUAGUUAUCGGGUGGACGACUUCGGAACUGAUGUGAUUUCAGGCAUGGAGCAAGGAAGCGGAGAAUAUUUUGUUAGGAUAGGCGUUGGUAGUCCUCCUAGAAGCCAAUACAUGGUUAUUGAUUCAGGCAGUGACAUUGUAUGGGUCCAAUGCCAGCCUUGUACUCAGUGUUACCACCAGUCCGACCCAGUGUUUGACCCUGCUGAUUCAGCGUCUUUCACCGGAGUUUCUUGCAGCUCCUCAGUCUGCGACCGCCUCGAGAAUGCUGGCUGCCAUGCCGGCAGGUGCCGGUAUGAGGUCUCAUAUGGUGAUGGCUCCUACACUAAAGGCACACUUGCACUGGAAACUCUGACAUUCGGACGCACCAUGGUUCGUAGUGUUGCCAUCGGGUGCGGUCAUAGGAACCGGGGCAUGUUCGUUGGGGCGGCCGGUCUACUCGGCCUUGGUGGAGGCUCUAUGUCCUUUGUAGGCCCUGGUGGCCAGACUGGUGGUGCAUUCAGCUACUGUCUUGUGAGUAGGGGUACUGAUUCAUCCGGGUCACUGGUAUUUGGCCGUGAAGCGCUGCCCGCAGGCGGCGCAUGGGUGCCAUUGGUUCGCAACCCUCGGGCCCCAAGCUUCUACUACAUCGGGCUGGAGGGUCUAGGUGUUGGAGGGAUCCGGGUUCCUAUAUCAGAGGAAGUUUUCCGACUAACUGAGCUGGGUGAUGGUGGGGUUGUCAUGGACACAGGCACUGCUGUGACUAGGCUCCCCACACUGGCCUACCAGGCCUUCCGUGAUGCCUUUUUGGCGCAAACCGCCAACCUUCCAAGGGCCACAGGGGUGGCAAUCUUUGAUACAUGCUAUGACCUACUUGGAUUUGUGUCAGUCCGGGUUCCAACAGUGUCAUUCUACUUCUCCGGCGGGCCAAUUCUAACCCUUCCAGCAAGAAACUUCCUGAUCCCAAUGGACGAUGCAGGAACCUUCUGUUUUGCAUUUGCUCCAUCCACUUCGGGGCUUUCCAUAAUAGGGAACAUUCAGCAGGAGGGGAUUCAGAUUUCAUUUGAUGGAGCAAAUGGGUAUGUAGGAUUUGGUCCCAACAUAUGCUAAGUAAAUACAAAAGCUGCAGUUGAAUUUUGCUAGUCCUAGUAACACCAGUAUUCGUAGUAUUAGUAGUAUGAAACGGGUAUGAAUCCAUUGAUAUCAUGUAACUACUGUUUCACUUUGUGUAUUAGACUACAGUUAUGCUUGUAAAACUUCCAAGGGUUGUAAGGUUUUGAGGCCUCGCUCAAGUGGCAAGGGUUCUAGGUUUGAUUUCAUGUCA